Xiphophorus maculatus (southern platyfish) is the source of this 8621-nucleotide messenger RNA. RefSeq lists its product as uncharacterized. Gene Ontology annotation, biological process: cell surface receptor signaling pathway; G protein-coupled receptor signaling pathway. Bases 76 to 7473 code for a protein of 2465 amino acids. The transcript is spliced from 56 exons. Lineage: Eukaryota; Metazoa; Chordata; Actinopteri; Cyprinodontiformes; Poeciliidae. Gene Ontology annotation, molecular function: G protein-coupled receptor activity. Gene Ontology annotation, cellular component: membrane. The record is from RefSeq and is a predicted model, not a curated record.
AAAUGAAGAGCAGUAAAAUGAAAGUACCGUCUUGACAAGAGCCUGUUAGGAAGCCUCAGUACAAGAGUAGUGAGGAUGGCUUUACUAAAGGCCCUGCGGUUUGGUGUUUUGAUGUUGGUUAUAUGCUUCACUCUCGACCAGCCAGGAUUCAGACAGUCUGUGUCUGUCUUCUUUCAGGAUCUGAGGGAUGCCACAUCAUCCAUCCUUCAUGCCAGAGAGAAAAGAGCCUCUUCUGCUCUCUCAAACUUUACUGAACACGACCUGCAAUUUGUCAUAACCUUCUCUGACCUCGAGAGUCUUCAAAGGAUUCUUGGCAACAUCAGCUUCCCCAUUGCGAUCAACAACACUGUGGAAAUCAACAGCAUUGAGACCACAACAGUGUGUUCACCAAACAUAACUGGGUACCAGUGCGUAUGUGAGGAGAACUUUGCCUGGUCUUACAACAACUGUAUUACGUACGGGGUCUGUGACGCCAUUAUUGGUGACACGUGUGGCUGCAUUAAUGACCUGCCAGCUGGUGAUCAGUUCUGCCAGUCAAACAGCAGUCAAACAGUGACAACGACCGCAACACCAUCUUCUACACAAGCUAUUGAUCUAGUGGACAUCGAUGUGGACAUUGUCGUGUUCAUCCCAACCUCUCGUGUUUCAUCAAGUAUAAUCAGCUACAUCAGAAGUUAUCUGCACAGUAUUACCUUCCCAAUACCCAUCUCUCAGUCUCUGGGAGUGAAAGAGCUCCACUUCACCACAGCCUGCGAUCCAAACUCUGCUAAUGGGCUCCAGUGUCAAUGUGAGAGCGGCUUUGCUUGGCCAUGUGACACGUGUAACAGCAGCAAUUCGUGUAAUGACCCCAGCAAUCCGUUCUGUACGUGUUUAAAUGGACUUCCUUCCAACAACGACUACUGCCAGCUAAUCACAAAUUCUUCUGUGUGCCCAACUCCUAGUCCUACUCCAGUGACAACGGUCUCAACAACUCCUCCACCAAUUUAUGAGAUUGAUUUAGUCCUGGAAGUACACAUCCCGUUCUCAAGCUACCAGUCUGAUACGCUGAAUGGGUUUAGAGAGUCUCUGAACAACAAGACCUUCCUCACACCUUUCUCAAAGUCUUUAAACAUUACAGAGUUAUUCUUGACCACAGUCUGUGAUCCAAACUCCACUUAUGGAUAUCAGUGUGUGUGUGAAAGCGGCUUUGCUUGGCCAUGUGACAUGUGCAGCAGUAGCAUUUCAUGCAGCAGUCAAAUCUGUACGUGCAUAUAUGGACUUCCUUCCAGCAACGAGUUCUGUGAGCCAAUCACAGGUAAUGCUACAUGCCCAACUCCUCCUCCAGUCACAGCUCCUCCUCCUCUACCAACUUAUGAAAUCGAUCUGGUUCUUGAUGUGCACAUCCCAGUGAACAGUUUACAAGAAAACACACUCGAUACAUUCAGAAGAAAUCUGCUAAAUAAAACCAUCCCUGAUGUACAACAGGCUUUCACAGUGUUAGAAAUAACACUGACCACAGUCUGUGAUCCAAACUCCACUUAUGGAUAUCAGUGUGUGUGUGAGAGCGGCUUUGCUUGGCCAUGUGACAUGUGCAGCAGUAACAGUUCAUGCAGCAGUCAAAUCUGUACGUGCAUAUAUGGACUUCCUUCCAGCAACGAGUUCUGUGAGCCAAUCACAGGUAAUGCUACAUGCCCAACUCCUCCUCCAGUCACAGCUCCUCCUCCUCUACCAACUUAUGAAAUCGAUCUGGUUCUUGAUGUGCACAUCCCAGUGAACAGUUUACAAGAAAACACACUCGAUACAUUCAGAAGAAAUCUGCUAAAUAAAACCAUCCCUGAUGUACAACAGGCUUUCACAGUGUUAGAAAUAACACUGACCACAGUCUGUGAUCCAAACUCCACUUAUGGAUAUCAGUGUGUGUGUGAAAGCGGCUUUGCUUGGCCAUGUGACAUGUGCAGCAGUAGCAUUUCAUGCAGCAGUCAAAUCUGUACGUGCAUAUAUGGACUUCCUUCCAGCAACGAGUUCUGUGAGCCAAUCACAGGUAAUGCUACAUGCCCAACUCCUCCUCCAGUCACAGCUCCUCCUCCUCUACCAACUUAUGAAAUCGAUCUGGUUCUUGAUGUGCACAUCCCAGUGAACAGUUUACAAGAAAACACACUCGAUACAUUCAGAAGAAAUCUGCUAAAUAAAACCAUCCCUGAUGUACAACAGGCUUUCACAGUGUUAGAAAUAACACUGACCACAGUCUGUGAUCCAAACUCCACUUAUGGAUAUCAGUGUGUGUGUGAGAGCGGCUUUGCUUGGCCAUGUGACAUGUGCAGCAGUAACAGUUCAUGCAGCAGUCAAAUCUGUACGUGCAUAUAUGGACUUCCUUCCAGCAACGAGUUCUGUGAGCCAAUCACAGAUAAUUCCAUAUGCCUGACACCAGUGGACAUCGAUGUGGACAUCGUCGUGUUCAUCCCAACCUCUAUUGUUUCAUCAAAUAUAAUCAGCUACUUCAGAAGUUAUCUGCACAGUAUUACCUUCCCAAUACCCAUCUCUCAGUCUCUGGGAGUGAAAGAGCUCCACUUCACCACAGCCUGUGAUCCAAACUCUGCUAAUGGGCUCCAGUGUCAAUGUGAGAGCGGCUUUGCUUGGCCAUGUGACACGUGUAACAGCAGCAACUCAUGCAACGAUCAAACCUGUACAUGUUUAUAUGGACUUCCUCCCAAUAAUGAGUUCUGUCAGCCUGUCUCAUAUGCCACUACAUGCAAGCCAACUCCUGCACCUCCCACAGUGGACAUCGAUGUGGACAUCGUCGUGUUCAUCCCAACCUCUCAUGUUUCAUCAAAUAUAAUCAGCUACUUCAGAAGUUAUCUGCACAGUAUUACCUUCCCAAUACCCAUCUCUCAGUCUCUGGGAGUGAAAGAGCUCCACUUCACAACAGCCUGUGAUCCAAACUCUGCUAAUGGGCUCCAGUGUCAAUGUGAGAGCGGCUUUGCUUGGCCAUGUGACACGUGUAACAGCAGCAACUCAUGCAACGAUCAAACCUGUACAUGUUUAUAUGGACUUCCUCCCAAUAAUGAGUUCUGUCAGCCUGUCUCAUAUGCCACUACAUGCAAGCCAACUCCUGCACCUCCCACAGUGGACAUCGAUGUGGACAUCGUCGUGUUCAUCCCAACCUCUCAUGUUUCAUCAAAUAUAAUCAGCUACUUCAGAAGUUAUCUGCACAGUAUUACCUUCCCAAUACCCAUCUCUCAGUCUCUGGGAGUGAAAGAGCUCCACUUCACCACAGCCUGUGAUCCAAACUCUGCUAAUGGGCUCCAGUGUCAAUGUGAGAGCGGCUUUGCUUGGCCAUGUGACACGUGUAACAGCAGCAACUCAUGCAACGAUCAAACCUGUACAUGUUUAUAUGGACUUCCUCCCAAUAAUGAGUUCUGUCAGCCUGUCUCAUAUGCCACUACAUGCAAGCCAACUCCUGCACCUCCCACAGUGGACAUCGAUGUGGACAUCGUCGUGUUCAUCCCAACCUCUCAUGUUUCAUCAAAUAUAAUCAGCUACUUCAGAAGUUAUCUGCACAGUAUUACCUUCCCAAUACCCAUCUCUCAGUCUCUGGGAGUGAAAGAGCUCCACUUCACCACAGCCUGUGAUCCAAACUCUGCUAAUGGGCUCCAGUGUCAAUGUGAGAGCGGCUUUGCUUGGCCAUGUGACACGUGUAACAGCAGCAACUCAUGCAACGAUCAAACCUGUACAUGUUUAUAUGGACUUCCUCCCAAUAAUGAGUUCUGUCAGCCUGUCUCAUAUGCCACUACAUGCAAGCCAACUCCUGCACCUCCCACAGUGGACAUCGAUGUGGACAUCGUCGUGUUCAUCCCAACCUCUCAUGUUUCAUCAAAUAUAAUCAGCUACUUCAGAAGUUAUCUGCACAGUAUUACCUUCCCAAUACCCAUCUCUCAGUCUCUGGGAGUGAAAGAGCUCCACUUCACCACAGCCUGUGAUCCAAACUCUGCUAAUGGGCUCCAGUGUCAAUGUGAGAGCGGCUUUGCUUGGCCAUGUGACACGUGUAACAGCAGCAACUCAUGCAACAAUCAAACCUGUACAUGUUUAUAUGGACUUCCUCCCAAUAAUGAGUUCUGUCAGCCUGUCUCAUAUGCCACUACAUGCAAGCCAACUCCUGCACCUCCCACAGUGGACAUCGAUGUGGACAUCGUCGUGUUCAUCCCAACCUCUCAUGUUUCAUCAAAUAUAAUCAGCUACUUCAGAAGUUAUCUGCACAGUAUUACCUUCCCAAUACCCAUCUCUCAGUCUCUGGGAGUGAAAGAGCUCCACUUCACCACAGCCUGUGAUCCAAACUCUGCUAAUGGGCUCCAGUGUCAAUGUGAGAGCGGCUUUGCUUGGCCAUGUGACACGUGUAACAGCAGCAACUCAUGCAACAAUCAAACCUGUACAUGUUUAUAUGGACUUCCUCCCAAUAAUGAGUUCUGUCAGCCUGUCUCAUAUGCCACUACAUGCAAGCCAACUCCUGCACCUCCCACAGCCACAACAUCUCUGCCAUUCAUAACCUCAACGCCGGUAGCUACACCAUUGCCAACCAUGACAACGCCAGUAGCUACAUUAUCGCCAACCAUGACAACGCCAGUAGCUACAUUAUCGCCAACCAUGACAACGCCGGUAGCUACACCAUCGCCAAUCACAGCAACGCCAGUAGCUACACCAUCGCCAAUCACAGCAACGCCGGUAGCCACACCAUCGCCUAAAAAUGUAUUGGGCACCUUUACCAUGGACAUGCCGUUCAGCGAGUCAUUCAAUGAGAAGAACAAUGUAGUUUAUCAAACCGUUUAUAACGCUACUUUAAACAAGUGUACAAUUGUUUUAGCAAAGUGUGCAGUUAAAAAUCUGAAUUUCAAGGCUGGGAGUACAAUCGCUAAUUAUGAGCUCAAUGUUUUUUCGUCUGAAACACCAACAGAAAUCAAAGUUCAGAUAACAAAAAAUGAAAUAUUAUCAGAAGUGGCGUCAAAAUACCCCGUCAGCAUUGUCAGUUCGAGCCCAUUGUCUGUUGAUAAAGACCCUCUCUACGCCGGGGACACUAUAAACGUGACAUGUGACACAUCUGGCCUCACCAUUGGAAACUAUGAAAUAUUGUGGACACGAGAAGGAGGAGAACUUCCCAAACAAUCUACUUUUGAUAAAUAUUCAAUCCUAAUCCCUGGAUUUUCAAAGUAUGAUGAUGGGAUGUACGGCUGUAAGAUAACCUUUGGAGCCGGUUCAACUUUCAUACAGACGAGGCAGCUGACUUCCAGAGCACUCCCUCUGAUCACUGUGAGUCCAAUCAAAGACAGAGUGAAGUGUUCUGGGACAAGAGUACUGACCUGCCAAGUAGAUGAAUUGAAAGUUACAUUGUUCGAUCCAAAUGGUAUAGAUUUAGGUGUAACAUCCUACACCUUCACACCCCCUACGCCAUGUGCUGAUGGUGAUGUGCGGACGUACAAAUGUAGAUUGACAGGAAGGGACAGUGCAAAAGAAAUCACACUGGUACUAACCACAAGCCUGAACUUUGACUGCACAAGUGACAUAUAUGGAAAUGCAAUGAUUGGGGAUACCGGUAUUGGAAAAUGUGACACUAACUAUGUGGGAGAAAAGACAGCAGUUUGUAUGGCAGGUGGUAACUACGGAGAUGAACAAAACAACUGUGUCCUACAAGUGAUUGUGGACCUGCUUGAUCGAUCAAAGAACUUGAAUACCUUGACUAUUCCAGUAUUCUUGGAGGAUCUCAAAAAUGCAACUGUACGGAAUAAUGAUCAGAUCAUUAAGUCUCCGGCGACAGUCAUUGCCAUGAUUAAGAUCUUUGAAAAUGUCGCCAACACAACCUCAUCGUUAAACAUCAUUCUAGAGAGAAAUUCCACAAGGAACUUCCUAGAAAGUGCCGGCCUUCUCACGAUUGACAAUGCCAGGGGGUCUUGGACUUUUCUAAAUUACAACGACACCAAAAAUACAACGGAAGAUAAAUUAUCGAGAAGCAGCUCCAGCUCUGCGUUCUUGAAUGUUUUUGAAAACUUACCAAGUUUUAUUGGCAAUGAUUCACUGGACAUCAACACAGAUUUCAUUCUCCUGAACAAAACAAGGCUCACCGACCCUUUCAACAGUGUAUAUAACUCCUCGGUGGACAUAGAAAUACCACAGGCUGGUGGAGAAGAAAAAUUCAUCACCAUAAUCAUUUUUGCUUCAAUGUACAAUGUGCUUCCUGGAAGAGAUCAGCUCAACACCUCCACCAACCGUGUCCAUGGAAGGGUUGCCCUUGUUCGUCCUGAAGUUGAAAUCUCAAAUAUUUCAUUGACAUUUGAUGUCAUACAUUACACAAAUGACACCAUAGGAAACCCUAAAUGUGUCUUUUGGGAUUUCAGUCUCUAUGAUGGUCUUGGAGGAUGGAGUGACAACGGCUGCUCGUUAGUUUCCUUUGCAAAUGACACGGUCAGGUGCAACUGCAACCACACCACCUCCUUCUCCAUUCUGAUGUCACCCGACAGCCCCAAAAGCCUUAUUCUGGACUACAUCACCUACAUUGGAGUUGGAAUUUCUAUGGCCUGCCUGGUCAUUUGUCUCAUCAUUGAAGCAAUCAUAUGGAGAAAAAUCAACAAGAACGCAACGUCGUACUUGCGUCACGUCUCCAUCGUCAACAUCGCUCUGUCCCUACUGAUUGCAAACAUUUGGUUCAUUAUUGGAGCGGCCAUUUCAGACGCAGACCAGAAGAACCCUCCGGCCUGCACAGCCGCUACCUUCUUCAUCCAUUUUUUCUACCUGGCCCUGUUCUUCUGGAUGUUAGCCUCGGCCCUGCUGCUGCUCUACCGGACCCUCAGUGUCUUUGACGGAGGGCUGUCUAAACUAACCAUGCUGAUCAUCGGAUUCUCUUUGGGAUAUGGAGCUCCGCUGAUCAUUGCAACAAUAACUAUUGCUGCAACUGCUCCCUCGAAUCAGUACAUCCGGGAAAAUGUUAUCUGUUGGCUCAACUGGUACGAGUCCAAAGCUCUGCUGGCCUUCGUGAUCCCUGCACUUCUAAUAGUGGUGAUAAACUUUGUCAUCCUGAUUGUGGUGUUGUACAAGAUACUGAGGAGAAGAGUCGGAGGAAAUGCAGCCCAAACAGGAGAGAAGCACGUUCUGUAUGUGAUUGCCAGGAGUUUGGCUGUGCUCACACCGUUUUUCGGGCUGACUUGGGGUUUGGGAGUCGGAGUCAUGGUUAGCCCCCAAAACUUUGGAAUCAAUGUUGCCUUUGCUUUCUUCAAUUCACUGCAGGGUUUCUUUAUUCUGGUGUUCGGAACACUGUUGGACAAAAAGGUGUGGUCGGCAAUGAACAUACCAUCACUGACGUCACAGGGUAGAACACAGAGCACCAGUGCUGGAACUUCAUCUAGUGGACUGAGCAACUUGUUCCAGAAAAUAAGAAGAAACAGAGGCUCCAGAAGUGGGUACCAUAUGUCUUCUACUGGACAAAGUGCAUCCAAUGACUCAUUCAACACUUAACAUGGGCAGGAAACCAUGCCCAUAUGAGAAAAACAACAAAUACAAAUAAUUUUUUUUAUCUCAUUAAUACAGCCUCUUUAAGUUAUGAUAUUAUAAUCUGAGAGAGUCCCGCUCGAUUCUCUUUUUGAAAAAUAAAGGAAGCAUUAAUUCUGCCAUCUUGUAAAAGCAGUAUUUUAGAAAGCUUUUCAUAGGUGUGUAAUGCAGAAAAGCUAAAUAUUUUAAUGUUACACAGCCUUUAUUUAUGGGACAUGCACAAUAAUGUAAUACUACAUAAUUAAAAAAAAAGUUAAAAAUAAUAUAUUUUAUUUUCCUUAGAUGGAAUGGCAUUUGAAGUAAGUUUAAAGAAAAAGUUGUGUGUUUUUAGUUUAUAUAUCAUGUUUUAUAUCCACAAAAUCUUUGGAAAAUAUCUUUAUUUUUUAUUAAACUAUGUGACUUGCAGCAGAAAAGGUCAAAUCCCCCAAGUGGAAUUGAGUUAUUGAUCGAUGGUAAUCAUUGUAUUGAACAGCUACUUCCUUUUGUUUGCAUAACUUCUCUGUAAUCUGUGUGUUAUGCAAUGACAGCCAUUUAUAGAAGCAUUUUAUACUGAUUUGGUGUGGGGGGUUUUUUGUUGAAAAAGCAGAAUAGUCUUAUUAUAGUUAUGGUUAAUAUUAUUUACAUGUAAAACAUUGUAUUGAGUCUUUCCAGGUCACAACAGGAUACUAAAAACGUGUAACAUUUACUGUUCCUACAUUUGCAUUAGAUCUGCAAAGACUUUAAUUCAGGGAGGAUUCGGGGAUUGUGUUGUGCCCUUAAAGGACACAACACAAAACUCAGCUUUAGACACAAACACUGUCAAAGCUAAAUCUCACCCCUCAAAGAAGUCCUCUUUAAACCUUAGACCGCUGAGCUAAAGAGAGCCCGUGGUAUUUGUAGACGUGAAAAGCAUGUUUAUCUUGCUUUACGAUCUGUUUGGAUUGUAAAGUAAGGCAGGAGUGUUUCCUUUAUAUCUCAAUGAAACGUCCACAAGCUUAUGAUUAAGAUUUUGUUUGGAAAUUAUUAUUUUUGUGUGCAAUCGCUUUCUUGAAUAUAUCACAUUAUUUUGAAAAGUAAUUUGACAAUUAUUGCACGUUAUUGAAUAUUAAAAUAAAGUCUUGUGACAGAGCCUCUUC